GCACUACUACGAAUCCUACACUACGCACCCGCGUCCCGUAUUGACGGCUCACAAUGGCAUUAGGAACACUGGAGAGAGUUCCGCAUCCAAUGAAGACAAAGAAAGCUCGCAGUAAUGCAAAAGGAUACGCUUACCCCAGCGUUCUCAGGUUAUGCUCCCUCUGUGCUCCACUGUUCCUUUUGCAUAGGAGUACUUGAAUGCGAGAAAGAACCUCUCUGUACCUCAUGUAGUCAGGAUCAUCGCAGAACGUAUCUAUUGCUGAACCCCUUGUUGUCGGGCCUCUUGUCGUUCUUUGUUCAACUUUCUGCUUCCUCAUUGUCCGCAUGGAGGCCACGCCAGAGCAGAGGGCCAGUUGGCCGCCGCCCAACUUCGACAAUCCUGACAGUCGAGGGGCUUUGGUGACUGGGUUCACUGCGCCGACUAUGGCUUUGGCGAUCAUCUUCACCAUGGCUCGGUUCUAUGGAAAGGGCAUCCUCAGGCAGGCUUUGUGGCUCGAUGACUGGAUCAUGCUUGCGGCUACGAUCAUAUCCAUUCCAGUAUCGAUAUUCCCAAUGGUUUCUCUCAAUUUCGGUUUGGGUCGACACAUAUGGGAUUUGAAGCCAGAAUGGGCAGAACCCUACGCUAAGAUCGGCUUUAUUGCAGAUAUCUUGUUCCCUAUUUCUUGUUCACUAACCAAAGUGUCACUAUGUUUGACGUAUCUUCGACUCUUCCCUGGCAAGGCCGACAAGAUCUUCAACUACACCCUGAUGAUUUUCGUAACGAUCUAUACAGUCGUCUGCAUCUUUCUCAUGCUCUUCCAAUGCACACCCAUCCGUGGGUACUGGGACCCCAGCGCCAAACAGUCCUGUAUAAACACCCGUGUGACAUUAGUUGUCGUCGCCGCGCUGAACAGUCUAAGCGACUUUCUCAUUUUCCUAUGGCCUGCGAAACCCCUGUGGAGCCUCCACCUCCCCAUGAAGCAGCGCAUUAGCCUGAUCAUGAUCUUCGCGGUCGGAUGCACGGUCUGCAUAGCAGGAAUCUGUAGAAUGUAUUACCUCGAACAAUAUUUUGACUCCUAUGAUCUGUUGUGGGUGGGAGCCAUAAUCUGGCUGGUAAUGUCCGUUGAAAUGAACCUCGGAAUCAUUUGUGGAUGCCUCUCUGGAGUCAAGCCCGUCCUCGCCGUCGUUUUCCCUCGUCUCUUCGCUUCGUCGUACAAGUCCAACUCUCGACCCACGUACCCAACCUAUGGCCGGACGACAAGACCAGGUGGCGAGAGCUUCGCUUUCCAGCCCCUGACGGACGCUUCCACGAGGACUAAGAAGGGGGAGGUUCACAUAGAGGCUUUGAAUCCAGAAGACGGUAGACACACCGAUCAGAGGAACUAUGCGUGGGCGGCUUCGACGGCAGCGGAAGAUGUUGAUGACAGUCAUGUCGUGCCACCUGGACAGAUAGCAGUGAACCAGGUAGUCACAAUCAGAGAAGAGGAACGAGAAGUCGAUGGAAGCUCUCCUACACCUUUGGAGAGGAGCACAAAGGGCGAUAAUGGAAGUGAAGAGUGGAUUAUGGAGGAGUUUCCUAACGCGCCGCCACCAGCGAGGACGAAGAAUUAAAAAUGCUGAAGAAGGACUUCACAAUUUCUUUCCAUCUUGUAUGCGGCUUCAGCGGACCUGGCGUUUGGAGGAUCUUUGUUUAAGACAUCCUGGGACGGUGAUUUGAUUUCAAAGGGAGGCUGCUGUUAAAGCGUUGUAAUUCAUCGAGUAUUGUGUCACCA
Aaosphaeria arxii CBS 175.79 is the source of this 1750-nucleotide messenger RNA. RefSeq lists its product as uncharacterized. Bases 324 to 1589 code for a protein of 421 amino acids. NCBI's taxonomy places the organism in Eukaryota, Fungi, Ascomycota, Dothideomycetes, Pleosporales. The record is from RefSeq and is a predicted model, not a curated record. The transcript is spliced from 6 exons.